Letharia columbiana is the source of this 1032-nucleotide messenger RNA. RefSeq lists its product as uncharacterized. The transcript has 3 exons. The record is from RefSeq and is a predicted model, not a curated record. Gene Ontology annotation, molecular function: RNA polymerase II general transcription initiation factor activity; TBP-class protein binding. Gene Ontology annotation, biological process: transcription initiation at RNA polymerase II promoter; transcription preinitiation complex assembly. Bases 1 to 1032 code for a protein of 343 amino acids. Lineage: Eukaryota; Fungi; Ascomycota; Lecanoromycetes; Lecanorales; Parmeliaceae. Gene Ontology annotation, cellular component: transcription preinitiation complex; nucleus.
AUGUCGCAGCAGUUCCUCAGCCAGGUUCUCAAAGUCGAGAACGAGACCGCAGACUCUAUAGUCGCUUCACUCCUACAAGUAGAGUCGGACUCGAGCGAAGCUUGCUGCAUCUGCUUGCAAGGUAUCGGAACACUAGAGUCAUCGAAUGUGAAAUUCGCCUCCCUUGCUCUCACAGAGACGAGCCAGAUCUCACUGGAGGACGGACCCUUGGAGUUGAUGUACGAGCCCGUUCCAGCAACAGUGCGUUGGGCCUACGUGACCACAGAUAUCGAUUACCUCUGCGAUGCAUUCUGCGAAGAGCUCGCUGUAUCCCAUAACACGUUAAAUGUCGCGCGGGAAAUGGCUCAACGUCUGGCGCUCAGUAUGGGCGAGCAUCACACGCCAGGUUACAUCGUGUCCGUCACUUUCUACAUGGUAACGCACAUCAUGAAUGAACGCAGAUCGCUCGAGGAGAUAAGGGGAAUCGCAAACGUCCAGACCGAAGAGAUCCACCAGGCCUACAGACGUAUUCAUCCCACUCGAGAGCAGCUGAUCCUACCGCAUAUGUUUGCGGCGCUCGGCGGUGAUAGUGUACAGAAUUUUCUCGAAUCAUUACCUUCACCCAAUACUGAGAACGGAUUUACAGAUCAGGAAGAAGGUGGCACAGACCUUGAGCACUAUCUAGUUCCUGCUCAGCCGAAGCGACUGGAGGAGCUCUGCAAUCAAUAUAGCGACGAGCUGGCCUAUUUCGGAGGUAUUCGUGACAUCUGUCUACAGAUUGCUGGGAAAAUACGAGCUGGGCUGUAUCUGGCGGGUCUCUCUCCUCUGCCGGUCAUCGCAGUCAGUCUCUACAUGGCGUCUCAUCUCGCGAGUUUCGGCACACCGAUUAGGCAGAUAUCUGAGGUCGUCGGCAUCAGCGAGGGCACGAUUCGAAACGCUUAUCGAAGAGUCCAUCCAUGGCGAGGUGAGCUCAUCCACUCCGAUAUGCUCGACACGCACGAGGAUGUUCGCAGACAUAGAGUUCUCCGGGCUAUAGCCUGGCCUGCUUUAUAG